CCCCUCCAUUCCACACCCACGCCCAUCCAAUUCCCCUCUCCUCGGCCUCGCCUCUCCUCUCCUCGCAUCGGCCUCCCGGCCGCCGCCGACGACGCCCGGACCUCCCGGCCGGCAGCAAACCAACCAGCCACCGCGUGCGUGUUUGACAUACCAUGGCGCAGCGCGAUCACAAGCAGGAGGAGCCCACGGAGCUGCGGGCGCCGGAGAUCACGCUCUGCGCCAACAGCUGCGGCUUCCCCGGCAACCCGGCCACGCACAACCUCUGCCAGAACUGCUUCUUGGCCGGACCGGCCUCCACGUCGCCGUCUUCUUCCUCCUCCUCUUCUCUACCGGGCGUGUCCGUGUCGACCCCCGUCGUCGACAGGCCGAGGCCGGCGCCGGUGGAGGUCGAGCUCGCCGUUGACCUUGCUCCGGCGAGGACGUCGGUGAACCGGUGCUCCAGCUGCCGGAAGCGCGUGGGGCUGACGGGGUUCCGGUGCCGGUGCGGCGACAUGUUCUGCGGCGAGCACCGGUACUCGGACCGGCACGGGUGCAGCUACGACUACAAGGCCGCCGCCCGGGACGCCAUCGCCCGGGACAACCCCGUGGUGCGCGCCGCCAAGAUCGUCAGGUUCUGAAACCAAGGGAAAAGGAUCCAGAAUUCCAGCCGAGGCAAAGGAAAAGAAUCAUCUCAUCUCAACGAAACCCAAGCCGUGGGCCGCCGUGCGCUAGUAUUAUGCUGUUGUUCUCAUCUCCGGAGUGUUUCCCUUUUUAAUUAAAAAAAUCUUUAUUUAUUGGAAAAAAAAUGGGACGUAAGGAUGUGGAUGGAAAGGAAAGGAAAGAAUAGCGUGUGUGAUGAUGUAAUAUCAACGGGUGGUUGAGGCGGAGGAGCAAGGAAUGAAAUGGAUUGGAUGUGUAUGUGUAUGUGUACGUGUAUGUGUACGUCUAUGCUCCACAUUAUUUAAUCUAGUAGCCAAUUCUUUGCGCAGAA
Molecule: messenger RNA, 970 nt
Organism: Triticum dicoccoides
Lineage: Eukaryota; Viridiplantae; Streptophyta; Magnoliopsida; Poales; Poaceae
Product: zinc finger A20 and AN1 domain-containing stress-associated protein 1-like
Exons: 1
Coding region: 153-617 (154 amino acids)
Biological process (GO): protein ubiquitination
Molecular function (GO): ubiquitin-protein transferase activity; zinc ion binding; DNA binding
Source: RefSeq, a predicted model, not a curated record